AUGGCGAGGAGACGUUCGAAUCAAGCCGCCGUCGCCGCGACGGCAUCGCUGCUGCUGGUCGGCCUCGGCCUGACCGCCCUCAACCCUCGCAAUCGGGCGCUCCUGCCCAUGGUCCAAGACAGCAGCGGUGGCCACCGACCUCUCCAGGAAAGCCGGGCUGCUGCUGUUGGCGGAAGAGGAGAGGCGGGGCAGGCAUGGCCGGAAUCGUGGGGACGCGAGGUCGGGUUGAGGCCUGGAGUGCGGCUACCGAACCAGGGUCGAUCCAAGGUCGGCUGGGCGGGUGUUCGAGACGACAGUGGCUGGCGCUCGCCGCACUACGGCAAAAUUCAGCGCGGGCACCAAGCGUGGCUCCUGCAACGGGCGGAAGAGAUGCGGUCCAGCGAAGGGGUAGCCAGCGUAGACACACGUAGUGGUGGCCGUGUCGAGGGGGGAAUAGGGGACGCCAACGCAGCCCAGGGCAAGACGGACGGUGUAACCGAAGAAGCAGGAGUGGCGGGCGAAGCAGGAGAGGGCGAGGGAGGGAGCCCCGUGGCUGUGGACUCCGAGGGUUCGACGAGGGUAGGCGAAGCCCCGGCCUCCGCGGGGGGGCGGGGGCUGGAGGGUAGGGGUGACGCCGAGGUGUUUUUUUCCCGCGCUGUCGUUGCCGCCUCUGCCACCGCUACCGCGGCUGGCGGCGGUGCAGAGACGGGAACAAGGCGACCACGCUUGAGGAGGGGUCUGAAGCGACAGGGGGCGGCGCCCGAGGCGGGCGGGGAGGGGGCGCAAACGGCGCCGACAGAAGCGGCGACUCUCCCGCCGGAGGGGAAGAAGAAACGGGCAGCCGUUUCGGAGGCCGACUCGACGAGGUCGGCGAGCGGGGGGCUCCGCGAAGACGACCGAGCAGCACGGACACCCCGAAGGACCACGACGAAGAGGAGAACGGCAGGCGCCGGGGAGGAGCGGGCACAGCAGUCGUCAGUGGCGGCGACGGAGCGCGCCUGGCGAUUGAAACGCGGGGCGGAGCUUUGGCGCGGGACUUACGUCCCCCCGAUCGAGCCGACGCGGAGGAGAGAGCUCGUUUACAAGUGGUCCUACGGUAAGGGGCCAGAGGAAGCAGCAGGGGCGACGGGGGGCGAGUCGGGGCGCAUCCUGUACGUGAUCUCGUCGUACGACCGACGGAAGAGGCUGGGGCUAGGCUACGACGGCAAGGUGGACAAGCUGGACUACAUCCUCAUGAUGAUGGACGAGAUGAAGGAGGCCUGCGAGGGGGGAUUCUCACCCCAUGUCCACUUGAUCGCCGCCUGGGACACCUCUGAGGUCGCCGACCUGAUUCGAGACCGCCUCUUCUGCCAGAGGACCGGCGAACUCGUCCCUUACUCUUCCGAGGAACACCCUCCCUCCGUCCGGAACAACCUGGCGAUCAAGCAUCGCAUCUACAUGAAGCCAAGGGUGGAAGACUUCGACGUUUUCAUGCAGGUGGAGGACGACAUGAUCGUUACCCUCAACCACAUCCUGCUGUACCGCGAGGAAUGCGAUAACCUGGAAAAAAGAUUGGGAAUGGGCGGGUCUCGUGGUAGGCCGAACGUGUUCGUGCCGGGGUUUUUGAGGGUCGAGCCCGGGGGGACGAAGGACAAGGAGAAGGACAAGUGGGAGGGGGAGUGGUUCGAGUGGGAGAUCGUGUUAAGCAGGUUGAACCCGAUCAAGAUUUACGGAGCGGGCACUUACAUGUCCCUCAGUCCGUCCAAGGUGCUGCCUAGAGCGGGCAACAACCAGGGCAUGUGGAUGGCGACCAGAGAGCAGCUGAAAAAGAUGGCGGCGAACCAGGCGUGCAACUACCUGGAAUUCGACGAAUCUUCCGCGAACGGCAUACCAGAGAUGCACAGCGGCAGCAUACAGAUGUUCCUUCCGGAGUGCGGUUUUAUAAAGGUGCUGUACCCUAAUCCCCGUCCAUUCGUGAAUGAAGGAACCGAUGAACAGCGCCAGCUGUUGCAUGACAAUCCUCGAUCGUUCUUGCCGCACGACACAAUGCCUUCCGGCGGUGUAUUUUUUGCAGGUUUUCCCUGCGACCCAUUUUGAAGACUUUAUGGUACAUCACCGCACGAACAACAAGAACGGCAGGGCAGGGGAAAGCAUCCCCGGGGUUUCGACAGCCAUGCUUCGCGUGUGGGCCGGGCAGUUCCUCAGAGACGAGGGGUUGCUGCAAGUGCUGUAUUGGACGAUCCCGCGGGAUUUCGGAACGUUCCCGUGAGGCUCGGUUAGUGGACAGUGCCCGCGGUGUUUACUCAUACCGUGCACCGUGUGGUCAAGGGUUUUGAGAUGUUCGAGUGUACUGCUGUACGCACAAUGCAGCACCUUUAAGCGUUGUGAUUUCUGCAACACCGCCGCGAUUGUGGAAUACUGCCUACUUGCUGUGCUCUGCUGUGCGGUCUGUGCGGUGCAACUGCUUUGCACAUGACCAUGUUUGGUUUUGCCAACCGUGUAGAGCUAGGUACAGGAAUGUGACGUUGAGAUGUGGGGUGAGGGGAAGGGUAAUUGGGAGGGAAAGCUUUCUGUGGUGUCAGGGAGACGGGGGGCGGUAAGGAUCCUUGACAGUUCAUCCGAACCCAGAUGGAUGAGUUAGAGGGCUAGGCAGUGUGGAAGUGAGUGGAGGAAAGACGAUUGUUGUCCAAAUUUUGUUGAUGUGGUGGUACAGUAAUGACAUCGGUGUGACCUCUGUGAAAUACCUAUGUUUCUCUUGCAUAUUCUUCGAGGCAACGGGCGAAACUACGGGGUGUUGUGUGUGUCUCGAGUAUUGUUGGAUAGGAUUGUCCAACGCUGCGACUUGCGGGCGCAUGACAGUUGGGUCCAUGCCAAGAUCUUGGGGUCUUCGAGUACGAUCACCGUGCGCAGCAUGCCCCGGUACAACUAAUAACACCGACGAGAUGUGUACGUGUAAUUUAUGAAGUAUAUUUCUUAGUUCUUUGAUUCGUUGGUUUCUGUUCUCAUCAAAGUCGACGAUGUUGACGAGCUUAUUUUUUUGCAAGUGUGCUUCGUUUGAUCUUUGCUGGGCUGCGGCGUGUUCCACCAGUCGACCUUGUCUUUCGAGCAAUUCUGCUUCGGAGACAGACAGAGCUGGACGGGACCUGGGGAGGAGUUGGCAUGUUGGUUUGGCGAGAGGUUGAUGUGUCU
Molecule: messenger RNA, 3147 nt
Organism: Ectocarpus siliculosus
Lineage: Eukaryota; Phaeophyceae; Ectocarpales; Ectocarpaceae
Source: the annotation of a GenBank genome assembly